Messenger RNA from Plasmodium falciparum 3D7, 858 nucleotides. RefSeq lists its product as uncharacterized. The record is from RefSeq and is a predicted model, not a curated record. NCBI's taxonomy places the organism in Eukaryota, Apicomplexa, Aconoidasida, Haemosporida, Plasmodiidae.
AUGAAGACAUACAAUUCUUUAAAUAAUAUUAUGGGAUUCCAAGGGGAACACAACAGUACUGUUCCAUCAUAUAACAAAUCAAGUAUGGAGAAAUCAUCAAAUAUAAGAAAUAAUAGAGGAAGGGUUUAUUCUUUUCAUUUUCUUGUGAAAAUAUUUGCAUGUUCACUCUUCAUAUGGACCUUGUAUGUAUCACACAAUGGAAACGUUAGUACUAAUGUUGACGUUGUGAAUACCACUCAAGGAUUAAGCAAAGGAAGAAUUUUAACACAAGGAGAUCAUCACGAAGAAACUGAAGAUGUAAACCAUAAGGCUCAUCAUACUGGAGAACGUACUAGUUAUACAGAAGUAAAACAUAGACGUUCAUCUUCCAAUUCUCAUGUAGAAUCAAACACUUUUCAAAAUAAAGAAGAAACUGAAGUAAAUGCUGAUUCUGCAGAACAACAGAAUUAUGAUAAAGAACCAAGUCAAAAAGGUAAAGAUGUUAAAAAAAUGUUAAAGAAAGCUGAUAAUUUUAUUGAAACCAAAUUAGUUAGUGCUUUACAUCCAAAAAAAAAUCACUUAUUAAAAUUAGCCAUUCUUGCAUUCCCAAUAUUCAUGGAACAUGUCUCUAAUAUAUUUAAAAGAAGAGGAUUCAAAUAUAUUGGUUCUGCUAUGCAUUUAGUUUGUCUUGUAUUCUAUGUUUACAUAUUUAAAGUAAUUGUUAAUCAUUUAUUAACAAAUAAAGAAGACAGAUUUGCUCAUAUGGAAUCACAUGGAAAACAUGCUUUUGAUGAUAAUAAAUCUAAAAAAAAACCAAAAGAUAACAAAAGAUACGGAUCUGGAAGUCACGAUCACGAGGAAGAAGUAGUUGAAGCUUAA